UUCACUGUGGUGUUGUUACAUAAGGUGAACGAGUGCGUUCGUUGGAUUUUCCUCUGUGAUUUCCUUGAGUUUUCGUGUCGAUUAUAUAAUAAUUUUAUUUAUUUAAGGGUUAUUUCGUGAAAAUGGGUAAACACUUCGGAGAGCUUGCUAAGAUCCGAGGAUUGAUCACCUACAAACUAUCGCAUCACGAACAACGAGCAUACGCAGGAGCCAUCAAUGGAAUCCCAAACUUGUUUCGCAGAUUUCGGGAAAGUGUAUUUAGAGUAGCACCAGCAUUUGUCAUUAGCUAUCUAGUCUUUGAAGGAGUUGAAAGAGAGCACCACAGACUCAGCCGCAAAAAUCCUGCUGAUUUUGAAAAUGAUCAAUAAACAAUAUAUUAUGUAAAUAAAUUUUGAUCUUAGUUCAUUAUUUAAUUAAAUGUUACUUUUCAUUUA
This is a messenger RNA of Manduca sexta (tobacco hornworm), 434 nucleotides long. RefSeq names its product cytochrome b-c1 complex subunit 8-like. Gene Ontology annotation, biological process: mitochondrial electron transport, ubiquinol to cytochrome c. NCBI's taxonomy places the organism in Eukaryota, Metazoa, Arthropoda, Insecta, Lepidoptera, Sphingidae. The record is from RefSeq and is a predicted model, not a curated record.